This is a messenger RNA of Mus pahari (shrew mouse), 2761 nucleotides long. It is a transcript of the gene Epm2a, whose product is annotated as EPM2A glucan phosphatase, laforin. NCBI's taxonomy places the organism in Eukaryota, Metazoa, Chordata, Mammalia, Rodentia, Muridae. The record is from RefSeq and is a predicted model, not a curated record. The transcript is spliced from 4 exons. Gene Ontology annotation, molecular function: protein tyrosine/serine/threonine phosphatase activity; protein tyrosine phosphatase activity; carbohydrate phosphatase activity. Gene Ontology annotation, cellular component: cytoplasm; nucleus. Bases 67 to 1062 code for a protein of 331 amino acids. Gene Ontology annotation, biological process: protein dephosphorylation.
GAGCUCCCGCCGCCACCGCCACCGCCGAUCGCCGCUCUCCAGGCUCCCAGGACCCGGGCCACCGCCAUGCUCUUCCGCUUCGGCGUGGUGGUGCCGCCCGCGGUGGUCGGCGCUCGGCAGGAGCUGCUGCUCGCGGGCUCGCGGCCCGAGCUGGGGCGCUGGGAGCCGCGCGGCGCCGUGCGUCUCAGGCCCGCGGGUACGGCGGCGGGCGCCGCGGCGCUGGCGCUGCAGGAGCCCGGCCUGUGGCUCGCCGAGGUGGAGCUGGAGGCGUACGAGGAGGAGGCCGGCGGGGCGGAGCCGGGCCGCGUCGACACGUUCUGGUACAAGUUCCUGCAGCGCGAGCCUGGAGGCGAGCUGCACUGGGAAGGAAAUGGACCUCACCAUGACCGUUGCUGCACAUAUAAUGAGGACAACUUGGUGGAUGGUGUUUAUUGUCUCCCAGUAGGACACUGGAUUGAGGCCACUGGGCACACCAAUGAAAUGAAGCACACAACAGACUUCUAUUUUAAUAUUGCCGGCCACCAAGCCAUGCACUAUUCAAGAAUUCUACCAAAUAUCUGGCUGGGCAGCUGCCCUCGUCAAUUGGAACAUGUGACCAUCAAACUGAAGCAUGAACUGGGAGUUACAGCUGUCAUGAAUUUCCAGACUGAAUGGGAUAUCAUCCAGAAUUCUUCAGGCUGCAACCGCUACCCUGAACCCAUGACUCCAGACACCAUGAUGAAGCUGUAUAAGGAAGAAGGCUUGGCCUACAUCUGGAUGCCCACUCCAGACAUGAGCACCGAGGGCCGAGUGCAGAUGCUGCCACAGGCUGUGUGUCUCCUGCACGCGCUUCUGGAGAAUGGACACACCGUGUAUGUCCACUGCAAUGCUGGCGUGGGCCGCUCCACAGCUGCAGUGUGCGGCUGGCUCCACUAUGUGAUUGGCUGGAAUCUGCGCAAGGUGCAGUACUUCAUCAUGGCCAAGAGGCCCGCAGUCUACAUUGAUGAGGACGCUUUGGCUCAAGCACAACAAGACUUUUCUCAGAAGUUCGGGAAGGUUCACUCUUCCAUAUGCGCUUUGUAGGUGACCAGCCCACGACCCUGUGUAGCUGCCUUAGUAAGGAACCUGGGGGUGUGGUUAGUGGAAGACCUGGAGACAAAGGGGACUGUGGCCGGUGUCACCUGGAGAUACCUUCUAUUAUGGCUUGGUUGGGCUUGUGUUUGAAAUGAUUUAAAAAGGAAACUGCAUGCCACAUGAGAAAACUUCAAAGUACACUGGCAGUGCAGUGUAUGCCUGUAGUUGCUGCUGCCACCGGCAGGGGGCCUUUGCUUACAGGCUCUGUAUAGGUUGUUAUAGAUUUGUGACUUUGGCAUGCAGAAGACAAGGGAGUGGUUAAGUGGAUCUUAUCAUUACUGUGAGUGUGAAACACACACACACACACACACACACACACACACCCUACACUGUAUGUGCAUACAUGAAACACAAACAGCUUUUUACUGAAUGGAAUUAUAGUCAUUUGCUGGUGAAAGGGAUAAAUAUGUAAACCUAACUAGGACUCAAAAAGAGCUCCUCCUAAUAGUCAUAGAACAAUGGCUUUCUGUAAUUUCCUUCAUCCCGCUUCAUAGUUGCUGACAUCUCGGAGACGCCACCCUCCUAAUUUUUCUGUCCUCCCAAUAGGAUGGCAGGAGUAGAGUUUGCCCUCUGUCUUUUCUUGUCUUUUUAAUGCCUUUUUUUCUUGAGGCAGAGUUUGUACUACUUGUUUAGGAUAACACACAAAGCUCAGCCUUGAACUCAUGGUAACCCUCCUGCCUCAGCCUCCUGAGAACUGGGAUUAAAGGUGUGUGCCUCCAUACUCAACGACACCACCAUUUUUCAGUUGAGGAUUGUUGAGUGAAGCUGGCUGGUCCAAUACGGUGGGUCAGAAGGAGAUGAAGUUUGGAAUCCAGGUAAUUUGGCUCAGAGCUGCUUUCAGCACCGCUGGUUCUUAGCAGACUGUCAUGGCUGCAGUUCUGUCUUUCUUGGGGUGAACUUGCUACCCGUAUGGUUGUUUCUAUGGUGGGAGAUGAAACAGUGUUCUGAUCCAUUGCCAAAGGAUGUAGGAAAACAGUUGGAUUUUGUUCAACCUACUGUAAGCUGUGGUGUGUGUUCUCAAGGCUAAUUUAUCUGAGCCACAGUUCAAGAGAGGAAGGAGCCUGGGGAGGCCAUGUCCAGACUCUUGGACAUCUAGGGGCUGAUCCUGGCGAGGUCCUCAAUUCCGUAUAACACACAGUUGCUGCGCCGCUCACAUACGUGCUCAAUUCCAUUAGGUUCUAUCAGAAGCACAAACAUCAGCAAAACUUUGCCUCCCAAGAUAUAAAACCUAGAAAGAGACCUGUGUUCCACCCUCUGAAGAUAAUGCCCAACUACCAUGAUGGUAUUAAGGGCACAGAAGGGGGCUUGUCUUCAGCUGAAUGCCACUCUGUGUCAGUUGAUCCCCCAUCUCUGAUGCCAUCGUUGUUCUCUCUGGGAAAGGUCAUGAUCUCCGUUCAGAUGGGGAAGUUGAGGCCCAGAGAAUUUAAAGCACAUGUUCGUUUCUGUUGUCAUGGAUGCAAAGCUAGGUUUGUCUCUCAUCUCAUACUGCCAAAAGUUAAACUAUGAUGCUUAAAUAUGUUUCUCUGCCUUAUUUUAUAAGUGUGUUAAUAGAUAGCAGAGAGGUUACUUGGGAGGGGCAGAGACAAUAAGGCCACAGCAUAAGUUGAGUAGUGCUCAGAACAAGGAGCAUAAUCUCAGCGUGAUGGCA